AUGUCUGGUCGUUCGAUCCGCAGCGUCCUGUCGACGACAGGCCAUGUGUUUGGUGAUGCCUCAACCAUGGCGGGCAUGCUGUGCCGGCAGCGGCUGCCGGCACUCGUCUCAUCGACCACAAGGCCCCCGUCGUCGUGUCAGGGGACAGGGCGACUGCUCUCGACGACAGCUCCACGCUACGCCCACGCCAUCGACUUUCUGCCCUCGUCCUCCGCCGAGCUUGACGCUGUUCUCGAGACGAUCCGACUCACGAUCCUGGUGCCCUCGUAUCUGCGGGCCGAACAGCGACGCCAGCUCUUCAGUCCGCGGCACAGGGAGAAGCUGCGGGCGGACCCCAUCACGCUCGAGAUCGACGGGACCGUGCUUAGCUUCACCGGCAUGGACCUGCUGCGCGAUAUGCCAAAUGCGCGUGCCGCCGCGCGCGAUGCCGUCGGCCGCAUGACUACGCGCGAGGACUUUGACAACCUGCCGCGCCUGCUCGAGGGCCUGCACAAUGCCGGCCGCCGCCUCCGGCCCGCCGACUAUGCCCGCAUUGCUCGGCGUGCCGGCGAGCGCGGCUGCAUCUACGCCGUCAUCGAGAGCGCUCGCACUGUGCGGCGCACCGGCUUCCGCCUACAGACGUCCGAGACCGUCGCCGAGAUCUUGACCCAUGUGCAGCUCCGGGCCGUCGACAGCGGCUGGGAGGAGGCGGCAACGCGCCAGGCCCUGGUCUGGGCCGAGAUGGUCGUCGACAUGCUCGAGGACGACCAGCACGGCCGACAAGCUGCUGCGACCACUUCGACAACGACGACACUACCACUCAUUGAUGCUGACUCAUCCGCCACUCUGCCGACAUCGCCACCACCGCCACUCCCGGCAUUUCCACUGGCACGUGACCCACAGGUUCUGGCCGCACGACUACACCUGGCCGCCAUGGUGGCGACGCAGCCGGGCGACGGCGCAGACGCGGCCAAGGACAAGGUGGCCCGGUAUGCAGGCGAGCUGGUGCGCCUGUGGCCCGCCAGCAAGGGCCUGCGCAGCCUGCACCCGGCAGCGACAUACACUGACCGGCGCGGCGAGAUGCACUACCUCGACGAGGACAACAAGUUUUUGGGCGUGGCCGCACCACUGCUCUACGGCCUGGACGCGGCUGUGGCCCUGCUGCGCGGCAGCGACGGCGAGCUGGCGACGGCGCUGCAGGCGCGGCGCGACGCGCUGGGUGCUGAGGUGGCGUCGGCGCUGGUGGGAGCACCAGACCGACGAGGCGCGGCCGUUUACAAGAAGCUGUUUGGCGAGGAGUAG
Molecule: messenger RNA, 1281 nt
Organism: Grosmannia clavigera kw1407
Lineage: Eukaryota; Fungi; Ascomycota; Sordariomycetes; Ophiostomatales; Ophiostomataceae
Exons: 2
Coding region: 1-1281 (426 amino acids)
Source: RefSeq, a predicted model, not a curated record